CCAAAAAGUAAUUAAUAAUUUUAACGGAAUCAAAUGGCUUUAGAUGAAACAUGGGUGUUGUCUUGUGCAUUCUUCUCUGUCCUAGGACUACUAGGAUAUUCAAUGAUAGCUGCCGGAGCUGUCAGAUACAAAUCAGUACAAUCGGCUAUUAUAACAAUUUUAUUGGGUGGAAUCUUAACAAUUCUUGCUUUCUACAUUACUGGCUAUGCAUUUGCAUUUGGAUAGGAUUCAAACAAAUUCAUUGGAAAAUCAUUAUUUGCCGCUGCAUCAUUUGAAUCAACACCAAACAGAAAUGAUUAUGACAACUUUGUUUUCCACACAAUAGCUGCCAUUUUCGUUACUUCAAUCUUCGCUUUUGGAACAUUGGAGAGAUCAAGAUUCUUCUCAUUCAGUUUUGGGGUGAUCAUUUUACAAGGACUCUUGUAUCCAAUAGUUGUGCAUUGGACUUUUGGAAAGGGAUGGUUGAGUACAUUCGGAUUCCAAGACUUUGGAGGCAGCUCAGUAAUCCACGCAUUUGGAGGUGUUACUGCUUUGGUGGCAUCAUUAUUAUUACAAGAGCGUAGAGAUCAAAAUGGAAAAAUUCAUCCAGGAAUCUUCCCACAUCAUGCUCCAUUCUUCGUCGGAAUCGGUACAAUCUUACUUGUUGUUGUAUAAAUCAUCUUCCUCUCUGGAUUGAAUAGAGGAUCAGCAACUUAUGUCAAGGGAUUAGUUCCUGUGAACACUUUGUUGGCUGCAUCAUUUGGUGGAUUGAGUAGUUAUGUCUCAUACUAUUUGAAGAAAGAAAAAACCAGUUUAAUCACAAUUGCUAGAGGUGCUCUUGCAGGAGUAGUGGCAGUCAGUGCAAGUGUUGAUGAUAUCUAAUUAUGGGCAGCUGCCUUCAUCGGAACUUUGGCUGGAAUCUCAUAUCUUGUCGUAUAAUUAAUAGUUAAAAGAUCUCAUGUAGAUGAUCCAGGAUAAGCAGUUGGUGCUCAUCUCGUUCCAGGAAUCCUUGGAACCCUAUUAUAUGGUAUAUUGUCAAGAUCACAUGGAUUGUUUUAUGGCAACAAUCUAAAAUAGUUUGGAAUCUAAAUUGUAGGAGUACUCUCUAUUGCUGGAUGGGCUCUCCUCAUUUUAGCAGUAUUGGUACCAUUGAAAGGUUUUGGAAUCUUCAAGAUUAAACCUGAAUAGGAAUCCUUGGGAAUCGAUUAAAGCUAUGCUGGUGGUGAGGCUUAUGUUUUCAGUGACUAAACUGUAGAAACAAAAUCAUUAUUGAACUCAUAAAAGAAAUCCAUAUUCCAUUGAUACAUCGAAUAAUUAUACAUAAAUAUA
Messenger RNA from Paramecium tetraurelia, 1308 nucleotides. RefSeq lists its product as uncharacterized. The transcript is spliced from 3 exons. Gene Ontology annotation, molecular function: ammonium channel activity. NCBI's taxonomy places the organism in Eukaryota, Ciliophora, Oligohymenophorea, Peniculida, Parameciidae. The record is from RefSeq and is a predicted model, not a curated record. Gene Ontology annotation, cellular component: membrane. Gene Ontology annotation, biological process: ammonium homeostasis; ammonium transmembrane transport.